GGAAGCCGUCUAUCAAACUUUCCAUAGAUUGUACAAAAAUCCAAAUCUGAGAAAUUACUUAAGAGCUGCCCCCAUUCUGGGUAGGUAGUAAGCAGUAAAUUUAAAAUUUUCCUAUCUUAUAAAACAAUAAAUAUAUCAACAAAACUCCUUCUGAGAAGUUUAAUUCUUCAUUCAAACAUCUUUGCAUUGAUCAGUCAUGAACAAAAGGUAUAACAUCACUAUCUCCAUUUACAAUCUUGAGAUGAAAGAGUAUGAUUAACAAUCAGACGUUAAUGUCUGGCAGAAGAUUUACAAUGUUGCUACAAAGAAAACAUGAUGUUCAAUUUCGACACCUUCAUAUUUGACAAGUCAAUUAUUUAUGCAAGGCAAAACAUAACAACAAGAGCAAUCAAUCAUAAUACUUCCAAAAGAAAUGAAAAACUGCGUAUGUCAUUAUGUCUCUUGAAACUUUUUCAGGACGUCAAGACCAUCAAGUGACACCAUUCGGCGAUAUAGUGGUUAUUGCAAGGGGUCAAUUAUACUUUAGUCACUCAGGCUUCUUUUUCGUACAAGACCCUUAUCAAAACGAUUGUGAUGAGUGUCAUAACCCCAACCCUACUUGUACAGGGGGACAGUGUCAAACGUGGAGGCCCCCCAACGACGAAAAGCUUAUCGCAUUGUGGACAGUAAAAAAAAUUAGACAUAGAGAAUCUAAUGGAGGAUUUAGGCACGAAUUAAAGUACAUCAUAUCACCCAUGGGAAAUAGAAGCAACAAAGUGUUGCUAAGACGAGAUGGUCGUUUUGAUUAUAAUAUACCAGGGCAUGUAUUCAUUCUUCGAAGUGGUCUAAACGGCCAUCGUCUUCAAGAAAAUUUGCGAGAAUCUCAUAGAAUAUACAGUGAAGAUGAGAAGCCGACCAAUCCAAUUUUUCGACCCAGUUUACCUGCAGCACCCAAUUAUAUUCACGAAUAUCUUCCAACGAACGUGCAGUAUCCACCACAACCAGAGGGUCAACGUCCCUUAACUGAACGAACGAAACCAUCAACCCCCUACGGUACACUAAAAAUCAGCAAUCAAAUUGAUGAAACACCAUCGGCCAAAGAAACUUUCCCAGAUCGACAUGUUUCAAACCAAAUCACUAAUAAACCAAAAACUGAAGAAGGGCUUUAUCGGGAACUAAUCAAUAUUUUACAACAGAAAGCAUCAGCACAUAGUUCCCUUCAGAACAAAGACCACCAUGAAAAGCACUUCAAUAAUGAAAACCGCUUUCCUCCAGGAGCAAUUUUAGAUAAACCUCCAAGUUUUAGCAUGUCGUACGAAAUUGGGUUACGCAACCAUCAUACAACCAGCCCUACAUAUGCAACGCACAUUAAAAAAAUGCAAAGCACAAUAUCUAACCCAUUGUCACAAUCAAAAGAAGCAACUCCCUUACUUAUCCUACCAACAAUAUCACGAGAAUAUUCCAAAACAACAAUGUAUAGCUCAACAAAUGCUAAAGACAACGACUUUGCUUUGUCGACAGCACAGACGUUAUUUUCAAAUCCACCACCGACACCAUACAGUACAGUUACUUCUGGCACAACAUCCCUCCCGAAACCACAUUCUACAACUUCGGAAAAUAAAAAACCAAAAUCACAGAUGAAGUUAUCAGCAAGACUUGGACCUUUAGGAAAUUAUCGAUCAAUUAGUUCAAAAACAUCGACAAAAAAUCGUUUUUCCAGUAGUUACACUACCAAAAUGAGAACAACUCCUUCAACUACGACCAUUUCAAAAAUAUCGAAGUACGGAAUAGAAACAGCUGGAAAAGUCCAGCCCUACUCCACAAAGUUGCAAACGACGCCUUCCAGUAAAUCUUCUCCAGAAUUCGAAAUUAUCCCUAUUACCGAUCAAAACACCUUACUUACACCAAUUUUAGACCUACUUCGACCCAUAAUGGAGAUUAUGAAAACUGAAAAUCCAUUUACCCAUUAUUACGAAACAAGUACCGUUAAAACAUUUACUCCUCCAUCCGCAAGUACCCUUACUGAAACAAAUAAACAACACACCACCACUUCUUUGCCAAAAGAGAACAAAGCCGUAACUACAUCAUCAGAAAAAAAUAAUCAAAGAGCAACAGUAGUUGAAAUACAAAAGUCAGAAACAAAAUCAGAAACAGUUGAAGAAAUUUCACCAGAAAUAAAUAAAUCACUGGUAAAUGCAAAGACUACAAACAUUCCAACAAAGCAGACGUACACUUCAUUCAAUAAAGAAACCAGUGAAACUACUACUUUUUCGUUGAAUGGAACAACUACAGAAACCCGUGAAGAAACUACUACAGAAACUAGUGCAACAUCCAAAAUUACACGAUUCUCCACAAAAACAAUACCUUUUCAAACAGUUUCAACAAUUGUGUUAUCCAAAGAAACUAUAGUAGAACUAAACAUGACCGACGAAAAUUCAUCUCUUACAGCUUCUCAAAAUAUACCUACCGCUAUUCCAAAACCAAAAACGAAACCAUUAAUAGUUAGGACAACUACUAAACUCCCUUUAUUGAUAAAUAAAACAAACCCAAGUAUAAAUAUUCCAAAGAAGACAAGCCAAAACAAUCAAAACACUAAUUUUGUAAACGAUAUAUUUGGCACAACAAAACAUAUCACCACCACGAAAAAAACGCCAAGCAGUAUUGAGAAAUUAGAAGAAUCAAACGUAUCUAUUCUAGAAGAAUUAUUUGGACCAAGCCAUAAAACAGCAACCACGUCUGUGUCUGCUUCUUCAAAAAUAAACGACAGAAUGGAUUACGACAUCACUUCAACAAAAACUGAAGAGACCGAAGAAACUGAAGACGCUGUAGAUAGUGAAAAAACGACCGAAGUAAAAUCUACUCCAAAGAUUAUAUUCUCCAACUUCUUCUUCGCUCCUACUAAAACCCCGGAAAAUGUUACAGUGAACGAAGAGCAAGAAACUCAACUUAAAGCAGUAAUCAAAAAACCUAAUACUGACAAAAGCACUUUGAAUAUUGAGAAAAUGAAAAUGAUGGCGCACUACACCAUGAAUGAAGAUCAAGAAGAAAUACCUACAUCUCAAAGUGUUAGUACCAGCAUCAGCUACAUAAUAACAAAGCCCAAUAGAACAAAAAUAACAAGUAAACCAGGUAAAUAUGAAAGUGGAACAAUGGUCAAAGCUUUGGUUAAAGAAAUCACUAAUAAGCAUAACGAUUUUAUCGUAUUUGAAGCCGAAUUUCCUAACAACAACAAAGCGAAAACUGAAAAUGAUAUUGAAACGUCAGUACCAGAUAUAAAAAGUUUUUUAAAUAAUAUUACCCUUUCGGUGGUAAACCACGCAAGGGCAAUCGAUUAUGUUCAAGCAGAAAAAAAUGACAGUAAUAGUAUUAACAUAAUGAAGAAUAAAUCAAAACUACAACCCCCACCCAAACAACGCACCAGAAAAGGCGUAAUUACAAAAACUGUUUGAUAUAAUAUAUACAAAUUUACACAUUAUCUCACGUUUAC
Molecule: messenger RNA, 3466 nt
Organism: Agrilus planipennis (emerald ash borer)
Lineage: Eukaryota; Metazoa; Arthropoda; Insecta; Coleoptera; Buprestidae
Product: flocculation protein FLO11-like
Exons: 2
Coding region: 435-3428 (997 amino acids)
Source: RefSeq, a predicted model, not a curated record